Molecule: messenger RNA, 4270 nt
Organism: Sphaeramia orbicularis (orbiculate cardinalfish)
Lineage: Eukaryota; Metazoa; Chordata; Actinopteri; Kurtiformes; Apogonidae
Exons: 3
Coding region: 123-3509 (1128 amino acids)
Biological process (GO): protein ubiquitination
Molecular function (GO): protein binding; ubiquitin-protein transferase activity; zinc ion binding
Source: RefSeq, a predicted model, not a curated record
UUCUUCCCAGUGUGAGUAGAGCUGCAGACGUGUCUCUGGAACCGUCGAACAAACUCUAAACCAACUUCAUCAUUUCAUCAGACUUGUUUAAAGUCUCAGCAGAAUCUCUGACAAACAACGAUAUGGCUGCUGCCGGUCUUCUUCGAUCUGAAGAUCAGUUCCUGUGUUCCAUCUGUCUGGAUGUCUUCACUGAUCCAGUCACAAUACCCUGUGGACACAACUUCUGCAAACCCUGCAUCUCUGAACACUGGGAUAAUAAUGAAAACUACCAGUGUCCCAUGUGUAAAAAAGCUUUCGACCCAAGACCUGAGUUGUACGCCAACACUUUCAUCUCAGAGAUGGUUUCUCAGUUCAGACAUGAAGCUCAACAUGAACCAAACAUCUACAGUUCGGACCAACAAGCUGCCAAACCAGGAGAAGUUCCCUGUGAUGUCUGCACUGAACCCAAACUGAAGGCCCUGAAGUCCUGCCUGGUGUGUCUGAUCUCCUACUGUCAGACUCAUCUGGAACCUCAUUGGACAGUUCCAGGACUGAAAAGACAUCAGCUGAUCCACCCUGUGGAGAACCUGGAAGACAGGAUGUGUAGGAAACACGAUAAACCUCUGGAGCUAUUCUGUAAAACUGACCACACAUAUAUCUGUCACCACUGCGCCUACUCAGACCACAAAAGUCAUGACAUUACUCCUCUGAAAGAAGAACAUGAAGAACAGAAGGCAGAGCUGAAGAAGACAGAGGCUGAAAUUCAGCAGACGAUCCAGGAGAGACGACUGAAGAUCCAGCAGAUCCAAUGGUCAGUGGAGUUCAGUAAGUACGCUGCAGACAGAGAGACAGCAGAAGGUGUUGAGGUCUUCACUGCUCUGAUGAAGUCUGUUCAAAGAAGUCUGAACCAGUUCAAAGAGAAGAUCCAAGAAAAGCAGAGAACCACUGAGAAACAGGCUGAAGACUUCAUCAAAGAGCUGGAACAGGAAAUCUGUGAGCUGGAGAAGAGAAGUACUGAGGUGGAGCAGCUCUCAGGCUGUGAAGACCACCUCCACUUUGUCCAGAGGUUCAAAUGUGUAAGAGCUGCUCCAUCCAUGAAGACCUGGACAAAGGUCUGUGUCUGUCCGCCAUCAUAUGAGGGGACUUUAGUGAGAGCUGUGUCUGAACUGGAGGACAAACUCGCAGAAGAGAAGAAGAAAGUGGUUGGAGUUGAGCUGAAGAGAGUCCAACAGUAUGAGGUGGAUCUGACUCUGGAUCCAGAUACAGCACAUCCUGAUCUCAUCCUGUCUGAUGAUGGGAAACAGGUUCAUGAUAGUGAUGAAACAAAGAACCUUCCAGACACUCCACAGAGAUUCUCUGACUGUUGUUCCAUCUUAGCAAAGCAGAGUUUCUCUUCAGGCAGGUUUUACUUUGAGGUUCAGGUCAAAGGAAAGACUGAAUGGGAUUUAGGAGUGGUCAGGGAGUCCAUCAACAGGAAAGGAGAUCUCACAGCGACUCCUCAGAACGGAUUCUGGACCAUCUGUUUGAGAAAUGAAAAUGAGUACAUAGCUGGUGCUGAUCCUCCUGUCCAUCUGUCCAUGAAGUCUGGUCCUCAGAAGGUGGGGGUGUUUGUGGAUUAUGAGGAGGGUCUGGUUUCCUUUUAUGAUGUUGAUUCUUCAGUUCUCAUCUAUUCUUUCAUUGGCUGCUGCUUCAAUGAUAAACUCCUCCCAUACUUCAGUCCAUGUCCUAAUGAUGAAGGUAAAAACUCUGCUCCUCUGAUCAUCACUCCUGGGGGCAGCUGUGGCCUAGAGGAGUGGGGAGUUGGCUGGAGUGUUGGCUUGUUGAUGUGUAUAUUCUUUUGGUCCAUAGAUAUGGCUGCUGCCAGUCUUCUCCGAUCUGAAGAUCAGUUCCUGUGUUCCAUAUGUCAGGAUGUCUUCACUGAUCCAGUCGCAAUACCAUGUGGACACAACUUCUGCAAACCCUGCAUCUCUAAACACUGGGAUAAUAAUGAAAACUACCAGUGUCCCAUGUGUAAAAAAGCUUUCGACCCAAGACCUGAGUUGUACGUCAACACUUUGAUCUCAGAGAUGGUGACUCAGUUCAGACGUGAAGCUCAACAUGAACCAAACAUCUACAGCUCAGACCAACAAGCUGCCAAACCAGGAGAAGUUCCCUGUGAUGACUGCACUGAACCCAAACUGAAGGCCCUGAAGUCCUGCCUGCUGUGUCUGACCUCCUACUGUCAGACUCAUCUGGAACCUCAUCUGACACUUUCCGGACUGAAAAGACAUCAGCUGAUCCUCCCUGUGGAGAACCUGGAAGACAGGAUGUGUAGGAAACACGAUAAACCUCUGGAGCUGUUCUGUAAAACUGACCACACAUGUAUCUGUCACCACUGCUCCUACUCAGACCACAAAAGUCAUGACGUUACUCCUCUGAAAGAAGAACAUGAAGAACAGAAGGCAGAGCUGAAGAAGACAGAGGCUGAAAUUCAGCAGAUGAUCCAGGAGAGACUACUGAAGAUCCAGGAGAUACAACAGUCAGUGGAGCACAGUAAGAACGCUGCAGACAGAGAGACAGCAGAAGGUGUUGAGGUCUUCACUGCUCUGAUGGAGUCUGUUCAGAGAAGUCUGGACCAGUUCAAAGAGAAGAUCCAAGAAAAGCAGAGAACCACCGAGAAACAGGCUGAAGACUUCAUCAAAGAGCUGGAACAGGAAAUCUGGGAGCUGAAGAAGAGAAGCACUGAGGUGGAGCAGCUCUCAGGCUGUGAAGACCACCUGCACUUUGUCCAGAGGUUCAAAUGUGUAAAAGCUGCUCCAUCCAUGAAGACCUGGACAGAGGUCAGCGUCCAUCCACCAUCAUAUGUGGGGACUGUGGUGAGAGCUGUGUCUGAGCUGGAGGACAAACUCACAGAAGAGAAGAAGAAGGUGGGUGGAGCUGAGCUGAAGAGAGUCCAACAGUAUGAGGUGGAUCUGACUCUGGAUCCAGAUACAGCACAUCCUGAUCUCAUCCUGUCUGAUGAUGGGAAACAGGUUCAUGAUAGUGAUGAAACAAAGAACCUUCCAGACACUCCACAGAGAUUCUCUGACUGUUGUUCCAUCUUAGCAAAGCAGAGUUUCUCUUCAGGCAGGUUUUACUUUGAGGUUCAGGUCAAAGGAAAGACUGAAUGGGAUUUAGGAGUGGUCAGAGAGUCCAUCAACAGGAAAGGAGAUCUCACAGCGACUCCUCAGAACGGAUUCUGGACCAUCUGUUUGAGAAAUGAAAAUGAGUACGAAGCUUGUGCUGAUCCUCCUGUCCGUCUGUCUGUGAAGUCUGGUCCUCAGAAGGUGGGGGUGUUUGUGGAUUAUGAGGAGGGUCUGGUUUCCUUUUAUGACACAGAUUUUUCACUUCUCAUCUACUCUUUCAUUGGAUGCUGCUUCAAUGAUAAACUCCUCCCAUUCUUCUGUCCAUGUUAUAAUGAUGAAGGUAAAAACUCUUCUCCUCUGAUCAUCACUCCUGGGGGCAGCUGUGGCCUAGAGGAGUGGGGAGUUGGCUGGAGUGUUGGCUUGUGACCAAAGGGUUGCCAAUUUGAUUCCAUGGACUGACAGAAAAAAAAACUUGUUUGCUGAUGUGCCUUUGAGCAAGGCACUUACCCCCCUAUUAUCUCCCCAGGCACCUGCUGCUCCUAGUUUGCAUUGUGUGGUAUGUUCCUGCAUGUUCUAGAGAUGGGUGAAAAGUAGAGGUUGAAUUUCAGUGGGUGGUAAAAUGUACUACUAAUAAAGGGUUGUAAUCUUAAUCCUGUCGACACUGAGUAAGAAUUUCAUCUGAUUUAUUAAAUCAAUUAACUUAGUGAUAAUGUAAACUGUUUUAACGUGUAAUGAUCUUUAUCCAAAUGCACUUAAUUACUAACACGUGUGGUGAUAAUAAUUCUGGUUUGACAGAUUCUGAUGCCUGUGAUUUAAUACAAUGAUAAUGACGGUGUUUUAAUGUUUAAUACAAAAUGUUGAGAUUGUGAAUGUGUUUCUAUUAUGCCAUUGAUUUCUAUACAUUUAAAUGAUACAAGUGUUCAGGAGAAUUCAAUAUUCAAUAAUAACAGUGACAGUAAAGAUUAUGUUCAUCAACUGUAAUAAAUAGUCAUAUACUGUUCAAACUGUCUUCAUUUUAAAGGAGAAAAAUCAUUAAAUAUUAAACGUUUGGUGAGUUGUUUUCUAUUUGUUCAUCACAGACAAACACUAAUUAUUGUAAACACUAAUUAUUUUCACAUCACCUCAGACGGAGGUUACACGAUAAUAUUUAAGACCAAAUAUAUUGAAAUGAUUAAUCAGUUAUUAAA